This is a messenger RNA of Mugil cephalus (flathead mullet), 848 nucleotides long. RefSeq names its product parvalbumin 3 (gene pvalb3). The coding region runs from base 112 to 441 and encodes 109 amino acids. Lineage: Eukaryota; Metazoa; Chordata; Actinopteri; Mugiliformes; Mugilidae. Gene Ontology annotation, cellular component: nucleus; cytoplasm. The record is from RefSeq and is a predicted model, not a curated record. Gene Ontology annotation, molecular function: calcium ion binding. The transcript has 5 exons.
UCGGGAGAGGGAAAGUAUAUAAGCUCGUGAGAGACGCUCAGGGCUUUACUGCAGUCAGCACAUUCAUCUGAGCGAAUCCUCUCUAGUCUUAGAGAUAACCCUAAGUUAAAAAUGGCAUUCGCCGGAAUCCUGAGUGACGCUGACAUCACUGCAGCCCUUGCAGCAUGCCAAGCUGCCGACUCUUUCAAGUACAAAGAUUUCUUUGCUAAGGUCGGCUUGGCUGCCAAGUCCGCCGAUGACAUCAAGAAGGCCUUCGCCGUCAUUGACCAGGACAAGAGUGGCUUCAUUGAGGAGGAGGAGCUGAAGCUGUUCCUGCAGAACUUCUCUGCUGGUGCCAGAGCUCUGACCGACGCAGAGACCAAGACGUUUCUCAAGGCCGGUGACUCCGAUGGUGACGGCAAGAUCGGAGUUGAUGAGUUCGCUGCCAUGGUCAAGGCUUAAAUGGACAAACAGACCAACACCUGAAUACUAAAGGAACAACUUGAGCCAAGACAGAGCCUAAUCCUCACUUCUUCUCCUCUUCCCUCUCGCUCUUUCUCCACUCCACUCUCCACACCACUUUUAUACACUUGACCCUUCACCCCCGACUGUAGACAAACCGCUGCCUCCCUCUAUCUCUCUCUCUAACACCCUUUCUCUGACCGUGCUCACCCCAGUGCUGUCCACGAUGAAUGUACCUGAUUAACUUUAUAGCGUGGUUGACUUGUGUCUUUCUCUCUCUCUCUCACUCACUUCUGUCGUCGUUUUACUAUGUGAGAUUUGCCUACUGUGAGAUCAGUGAUGAUGCACUUUUAUGGGAAACGGACGGACGAUGAGAAAACAAUAAAGGUUCUUUUUCAGUAACACAA